CGCACAAGCUGUGACGACGAAAACAGUCCAGAAAGACUCCGCCGCUGACAGCAAACAUCACGACUUGCCGUCCGUCUUCCAGAAAAGUCGUGCGCACCGUCCAUUGCGUCGUUGAGGUCACGCGAAAAAAAACCAAUUUAAAAACGACAAACAACAACAAGCCGGUGACGAGAGGCAGCUUCCGGUCGUCGGGACAUCCGUAGCAGCAAAGAGGGCGGACAACAACAAGCCAUCGCCUCGCCGUGUCUGCGACAAUGCCGCUGAGCGUCAACGGCAUCCUGUGCACGCUGGCAAUGCUGCUCGUCUGGCGGGCAGAGGAGCUGGCGGAGGCGUGCAGCUGCGCUCCGGUGCACCCGCAACAGGCGUUCUGCAACGCCGACAUAGUGAUCCGAGCAAAGGUGGUGGGGGAGAGAGAGGUGAUUUCUGGGAACGACAUCUACGGCAACCCCAUCAAGAGGAUCCAGUACGAGGUCAAACAGAUCAAGAUGUUCAAGGGUCCCAAUCAAGACAUCGACACCAUCUUCACCGCGCCCAUGUCCGCCGUGUGUGGCGUCACCCUGGAUGCUGGCGGCAAGAAGGAGUACUUGAUCUCCGGCAAGUCCGACUCUGGCGGUCAAAUGCACGUGACGCUGUGUGAUUACAUCAUGCUGUGGGACUCCAUGAGCGCCACCCAGAAGAAGAGUCUGACUCAGCGCUACCAGAUGGGCUGCGAGUGCAAGAUCGUGCGCUGUCCUUCGCUGCCCUGCGAGAUCUCGGCCCCUGAAGAGUGUCUGUGGACGGACCUGAUGAUCGAGAAGCAGGUCCACGGUCGCCAGGCCAACCACUACGCCUGCGUCAAGCGGGCCGACGGCUCCUGCUCUUGGUACCGCGGCGUGGCCCCACCCAAAAAGGAGUUUCUGGAUGCCGAAGACCCCUAAAAAAAAAAGAAUAAGAAAAAAGAAGCUUCUUUUCUGCCUGAACGUCAACUAAUCCCGCGGAAAACAGGCAACUUUUUGAUUUAGAGGUGAAAAAUGUGCUGUUGUGAGAAUAAUCUCUUGCCUCUUUGUGUCCUUUUGGGGUUAAAAAAAAAAAAUCUAAAAUGAGGGUAGUUUGUGGAGGUUGUUGUGUGUUUAAAAACCAAUCAUGGGACGUAGACUGGUCAAGUGAUGAUGUAACUUCCUCCUGAGGCUGGCGUCAGGAGGAGACAACAGCACUUCCUUAAAAAAAAAAAAAAAAUGCUCUUUAAGUAAGCCCUCACCCAUCCAUCACUGAUGACCUCAUUAUUAAUUUUAUCCAAAGCCCAAAUUCCAAGUUGCCUUUUUUUUUUGUCUUGUGAAAUGAUUGUAGCACUCUGUUUUUAUUUUUUCUUCUUCCAUCUCAUUUCAUUUAGUGGUCAUUUUUAGUAACAUGUGACAAACCUCACUGGACCAGUCUAUGAUGUGCAUCGCAAUAUUGGCUUGCUCUCAUUUUCCACGAAUUAAGGUAAAAAGAGCUGCAAUUUCCCCGUCCUUCGCCACCUAAAUAUCUGCAUUAUGUGAACGUAAUGGUGGUCAAACACCGCGGGCGUCCCGGUCCGAUAUCAAACACCAGCACAAAAACAAGUAUCGGCAUCUAAAAUGUCCGAUACAUGCGUGUUUGCUAGCUCUUAAAUGUCCUCCAAUCAGCACACAAGGUUGGUCUUGUCUUGUGUGUCGGUCAAGUCAUUAGCAAAAAGUAAACAUGGUAGGCUAUAGGUUGGCAGCUACCCAACAGCUAAGCACACAAGCUAGACAUUAGGGGAGUGGGGAUUCUCACGUUGUGCGAUUCAGUAUCGAUUCUCAUUUUAAUUUUUUUUUUUUUUUUUUUUUUUUUUUUUUUUUUUUUUAAAUCAAUCCAACAAAACAAUACACAGCAAUACCAUAACAAUGCAAUUCAAUUCCAAACCCGACCCAGCAACACUCUGCACUAAACAGAGCAAUUGAGAGGAGACACAAACCAAAAGUAGUGAAACAAAAAUGAAUAUUAUCAACAACAGUAUCAAUAUUAGUUACAAUUUCAACAUAGCAGUGAUUAAAAAUCCCUCAUUGACAUUAUCAUUAGACAUUUAUAUAAAAAUAAAAGAACAAUAGUGUCACAGUGGCUUACACUUGCAUCGCAUCUCAUAAGCUUGACAACACACUGUGUCCAAUAUUUUCACAAAGAUAAAAUAAGUCAUAUUUUUGGUUCAUUUAAGAGUUAAAACAAAUGUACAUUAUUGCAAUCAGUUGAUAAAACAUUGUCCUUUACAAUUAUAAAAGCUUUUUACAAAAAUCUACUACUCUGCUUGCAUGUCAGCAGACUGGGGUAGAUCCUGCUGAAAUCUAUGUAUUGAAUGAAUAGAGAAUCCUUUUGAAUCGGGGAAAUAUCGUUUUUGAAUCGGGAAAAAAAAUCGAUUUAGAAUCGAAUCGUGACCCCAAGAAUCGCUAUUGAAUCGAAUCGUGAGACACCCAAAGAUUCGCCGCCCUACUAGACAUGCGUAAUAAUAACUGAGCGAUAUUGCGGUCUAAAACGGCACGUUUGUCAACGUAAGUAUCAAAUAGUUGCGUGUUACAAAUACAAAACGUAUCCUUUUUAAUACCUACGUUGUUAUUUUUGGCGAAUUUUACUUGAUUCGCCGCUGAAGUCCUGUCAAUAUCGGUAUCGGAAGUGAAAAGGUUGUAUCAGGACACGCCUAUAUCUAGGGAUGAUGUUUGAUAAGAAAUUAUCGAGUUCGAGCCCAUUAUCGAACCGAUUCUCUUAUCGGAUCCAGAUAGGUUGUUGUAUAUGGAAAAAAACACAAUAUUUGGUUUAACAAAAGCUCACUUUUAUUUUAUAAGAAAAAUAAAUAAAUAUUGACUGUUACCCCCCUAAGAAAAUAAAAUAGAUAAAUAUUGACUGUUGUUACCCAAAGUAUAUUAAGUGGGAUUUUUCAGAAAAACAAAUAUAUACAGUAACACAAAAACAACCUGUCUCUGUGAUCACUAUAGGUGAAUAGCCAUGCCUUGAGGCGGUUUUCCCGGUCCAUUAUUUUUGCUGCUUGUGUGACAUCACAGGAAAUGUCAUUUUCUUUGAUGUCCCACAGGGCGUUUCUUGUGGGACGGGAUUCGUUCUCAGGGAUUCGAAUAAAAGAACCAACUCUUUUUCUUUAAACAUGGUCUCUACCUGUAUAACGGGAACCGGUUCUCAAAAAAGGGAUUUGAGUCCAUGGAAUCGGUUCUUUUCUUAUCGAACGGUUCUUUUCUUAUCGAACAACCGGGAGAACCGGUUUCGAACAUCAUCCCUACCUAGAUCAUUUCUAACUAUGACACAGGUUUAGUUUUUUUUCCAGAUAAACCGCAAUAUUGGGCUCACUGAUGCAGAUUUGGGAGCUUAAAAAUCCUCUUAUCGAACCGAUUCUCUUAUCGGAUCCAGAUAGGUUGUUGUGUAUGGAAAAAAACACAAUAUUUGGUUUAACAAAAGCUCACUUUUAUUUUAUAAGAAAAAUAAAUAAAUAUUGACUGUUACCCCCCUAAAAAAAAUAAAUAGAUAAAUAUUGACUGUUGUUACCCAAAGUAUAUUAAGUGGGAUUUUUCAGAAAAACAAAUAUAUACAGUAACACAAAAACAACCUGUCUCUGUGAUCACUAUAGGUGAAUAGCCAUGCCUUGAGGCGGUUUUCCCGGUCCAUUAUUUUUGCUGCUUGUGUGACAUCACAGGAAAUGUCAUUUUCUUUGAUGUCCCACAGGGCGUUUCUUGUGGGACGGGAUUCGUUCUCAGGGAUUCGAAUAAAAGAACCAACUCUUUUUCUUUAAACGUGGCCUCUAUAACGGGAACCGGUUCUCAAAAAAGGGAUUCGAGUCCAUGGAAUCGGUUCUUUUCUUAUCGAACAACCGGAAGAACCGGUUUCGAACAUCAUCCCUACCUAUAUCAUUUCUAAUUAUGACACAGGUUUAGUUUUUUUUUCCAGAUAAACCGCAAUAUUGGGCUCACUGAUGCAGAUUUGGGAGCUUAAAAAUCCUCAUUCCUGCUAAAUUCCACGCGUUUAAUUCAUGGCUGUGAGGUAAUAAAACAUCGGAAUCAUGCAGUGCAUACACUUUUUUUAAACUUUUUUUUUUGUGUGACUUGACCAGUAUUAUUUUGUAUUAUUUACUGCGUUAGAACUAGAAUUGCACUUUUCAAGGAAGCGUUCCCGUACAGAAAGGCCGAAACACUGAUGCUAAUCACUAAUUCAUAUUGUUGCCAGGCGUAAAAAAAAAAAAAAAAAAAAGGGUGAUUAUUAUCGUUAUUUCUGUGUCUUUGGAUUGUACACGCGAGCGACCCUUUUCGCAACUCGCCACAUUUCCGCCGCGUCCUGUUCCGUGUUUUGACGUCUUUUUUCCCCCCCCGCGAGUCCUUCCCAAAAGCUUCAGAAAGUACGUUUGCGGCGCAGCUUUAUGCAAACUCCAGCUAGCUAAACAUUAACCUAACGGCAUGCAGGCACUUUCCAAAUGUCAGAAAGGUCCUCGAAAACCAACACGGUUUCGUAGUAAUUAGCAAACUACGUCUGGUUGCUCCAACUAGUGGUGAAGUUGGUGAAUUACACUUUCAUCCGACCGUGUUGGUUUUUGUCGAGGUGUUCCUGAUAAAUUGGCAAGUGAAUGUUUUUAUAUCUAUAAAGGAGUAUUAGAGGCAUAAUUUAAACUUUCCCGGUGUCAUUAUUGUGGUUUUUAUUUGGUGUUUUGGCUGUUAUUGUCUUUUAAGAGAACAAAAAUGUGUUUAGCGGGCGAGAAGGUCCUCUUGCGCUGGAGUCCCGUGAGAGUGAGAAUAAUUCUUUUUUGGGGGGUUGAGAGGGAGAAAGGAGUACCUCGUGUGAAUCGACGACUGGUGCAUGUGUUUGUCGCUUUGUGUAAGUCCGGCAAAAGGACCAAAAUAUUCAGUAUUAUCAAAUAAAAACAAACUUUCAAAGGAU
Molecule: messenger RNA, 4902 nt
Organism: Entelurus aequoreus (snake pipefish)
Lineage: Eukaryota; Metazoa; Chordata; Actinopteri; Syngnathiformes; Syngnathidae
Gene: timp2a
Product: TIMP metallopeptidase inhibitor 2a
Exons: 6
Coding region: 255-917 (220 amino acids)
Biological process (GO): negative regulation of endopeptidase activity; negative regulation of membrane protein ectodomain proteolysis
Cellular component (GO): extracellular matrix
Molecular function (GO): metalloendopeptidase inhibitor activity; protease binding
Source: RefSeq, a predicted model, not a curated record